AUGGCUAAUAAUCCUACUUUCAAACCAUCACCAUUGUCCUUUGGGUCGCCAAGGGCAUCGCCCUUCCGGCGACCAUCCACUCCGAAUUCCCCGCCCUCCGCCAGUCGUGGAGGAAAUACCCCAGGGAGCUCACCGAGUCGGGCGUAUACUCCCAUGGUAUCGCCCAGCAAGCUAAACCAAACAUACACAGUGGAGGAUGGCGAAUCGCGGUCACCAAAGAGCGAGCCUCCAAUCCCUCAACCCAACUUUGCCAGAGAACUUCCUCCCUCCCCAACAAAGGGCGCGCGCUCGCCGGGAAAUCUAUCGCCGAUCGCAAGUAGCAGGACUACAGGGUUUGCAGGCCCCGCCGGCGACGCUGCGGGAAAGCUAGCCCCGCACCAAGUAAGGGAGAUCAGAGAGGCUUUCCAGGUCUUGGACCGGGACAACGAUGGACUAGUCAACAAGGAUGAUGUGAUUGAUGUGCUUACAACUUUGGGUCAAGACUCGUCCCCAUCUACGCUUUCGCGCUUCUUCCCACCCGCAGGAAGUCAGACUAUCAACUUUCCAAAUUUCUUGAAUACAUUGUCUGGACUCAUGGCAUCAAUGUCACCUUCUCAUGAGCUUCUCAAUGCCCUAGCUGCAUUUGAUGAUGAUGACAACGGACAAAUAGACGUGGCAGAGCUUCGUGAUGCUCUCUUACAUACUGCUCCAGAAGAUGGAGAGACACGGUUGAGCGAGAGAGAGAUUGAUGAGGUCUUCAGUGGAUUUAUCGGACGACGAGCGUUUACCGGUCGGGGAUCCAAGACCGGGGGUAUGACUAAGAGGGGUGAAGUCUUCCAGUACCAUGACUUUGUGCGCAGUGUUGUUGGUGGUGAGAAUGCAAAUAAUGUGAAACGGGAGGGAGAUGCAGCACAGGCAUGA
Messenger RNA from Penicillium soppii, 900 nucleotides. RefSeq lists its product as uncharacterized. The coding region runs from base 1 to 900 and encodes 299 amino acids. The transcript has 3 exons. Gene Ontology annotation, molecular function: myosin heavy chain binding; calcium ion binding; cytoskeletal motor regulator activity. The record is from RefSeq and is a predicted model, not a curated record. Gene Ontology annotation, cellular component: cytoplasm; myosin II complex. Gene Ontology annotation, biological process: mitotic cytokinesis; actomyosin structure organization. NCBI's taxonomy places the organism in Eukaryota, Fungi, Ascomycota, Eurotiomycetes, Eurotiales, Aspergillaceae.